This is a messenger RNA of Tinamus guttatus (white-throated tinamou), 1593 nucleotides long. The record is from RefSeq and is a predicted model, not a curated record. NCBI's taxonomy places the organism in Eukaryota, Metazoa, Chordata, Aves, Tinamiformes, Tinamidae.
CAGCUACAGUAUGUCUCUCCAGAAAGAAUCCACAAUGAAAAAAACAACCUACAGUUGCUUCUUAGUGAUUAUCCUUCUAAUUAGAAUGGUUCCAAGUCUUACUUCUACUGUAAAUUACACUGAUCCUACAUUAGAGCCUGUAGUGACUGAAAAUUCAGUCAUACGACAGAAGAUAAUAGAUUCGCAGUUCAAAUGCUAUGAGAGGAUGAACAGAGCUCCUCCAUAUAGGAAAAAAGGUCCGUUCUGUAACCGAACAUGGGACGGAUGGUUGUGCUGGGAUGACACACCUGCUGGAAGAGUCACUGCUCAGAAUUGUCCAGAUUAUUUUCCAGACUUUGAUCCAACUGAAAGGGCUUCAAAGUAUUGUGAUGAAACUGGAAACUGGUUCCGACAUCCUGAGAGCAACCGAACAUGGUCCAACUAUACUCUCUGCAACUCUUUCACCUCUGAAAAACUGAAGAUGGCGUUCAUACUUUAUUAUAUGGCAAUUGUUGGCCAUGCUUUGUCUAUAACAUCCCUGUUGAUUUCGUUGGCAAUUUUCUUCUAUUUCAAGAGCCUGAGCUGUCAAAGGAUAACGCUGCACAAGAAUUUGUUUUUUUCUUAUGUGCUGAACUCCAUGUUUACCAUUGCCCACCUCAUUGCUGUGGUUCCUAAUCCAGGCCUUGUAAAAAGGGAUCCCGUAAGCUGCAAAGUGCUGCAAUUCUUUCAUCAGUACAUGCUGGGCUGCAACUAUUUCUGGAUGCUCUGCGAAGGCAUUUAUCUUCACACUUUAAUUGUGGUGGCGGUGUUUGCUGAAGAGCAGCGUUUACACUGGUAUUACCUCUUGGGCUGGGGGUUCCCCUUAGUGCCAGCAUCUAUUCAUGCUGUUGCAAGAGCCAAAUACUUCAAUGACAACUGCUGGAUGAGCGUUGACACUUACUUGCUCUAUAUUGUUCAUGGACCUGUAAUGGCAGCUUUAUUGGUCAAUUUUUUCUUUUUGCUUAACAUCGUCCGAGUUUUGGUGACAAAGCUAAGAGAUACUCACCGUGCUGAGUCCAACAUGUACAUGAAAGCUGUCAGAGCCACUUUAAUCCUGGUGCCCUUACUAGGAAUUCAGUUUGUUAUUAUCCCCUGGAGACCAGAAAAUCGACUUGCUGGAGAAAUAUAUGAUUACAUCAUGCAUAUAUUAAUGCAUUACCAGGGCUUGCUCGUUGCAACUAUAUUCUGCUUCUUCAAUGGCGAGGUACAAGGAGCUUUGAAAAGACAAUGGACACAGUAUAAAACACAGUGGGGUCAAAGGCGCCGAGAGCACUGUUCCACGCGAUCUACCUCCUACACGGCAACGUCCAUCACAGAGGUCCCCGUCUACUUGUACCAUCAUGACUCCAACAACGAACAGCUAAAUGGAAGAUACAUAGAUGACUCUGAACUCGUUGCAUUAAAAUCUGGAGAGACAUCUGCCUAGCUCAACAGCAGCCAUUGCAAACUCAUCAUUUCACAUUCUGCUUUUGAACAAAUUAGGGAGAAGGGUGGAAGCGUGGAAAUGAAGCCAUGGUGUCAGAGGGCAUGGCCAGAUGACAAAACACAUUAUAUUCAAACCACAUCAGCCUUUUC